AUGGAUGACGACAAUGAUGACAUGGAUUCCAAAGAUGCCAUGGUAGAGAGCAUUCUUCGCGACUUCAACUACAAACUUCGCUGCAUGCUGAUGGAGCGCAACCGUAAGUUGACUGUCAAAACUGUGAUGGCGUCAUUUGAACCGUCUUCCAUCUACGGAAGCCGGGUUGGCUGGCAAGAACUCUUGCUUGUGACAGCAGGUGAUGCAAAGAACGUGUUCCACAAGUCAAGUCUUUGGAAACAGGGGCAUGUGUCCAACAUCUCCAUGCUGCCCCGAUCAGAAAUGCUGAAACCUCCAAGAUCUGAGGGGAAGUACGGAGCUGACGGGCGAUUCACACGCGUCCAGGAAAUGAAACAGUUCUGUGGUGGCACCUCAUUCAUCUCCAAAGUGGUGGAGGCUUUGCAGACGACCGGCGAGGUCCCCACGGUGCUCCUGGACUUGUUCGGCUUUGAUGGAAGGCCUGGAUGCUAUUCCAUUGUUCAGUCAUCUCGAGGAAAAAAAGUUGCCUGCGCCACAGUUUGUCAUACAAAGCUGGAGGCGGGCUUUGUGAGUGGCAUCCUUUCCCAGAAGUUGUUCGGCAUGGCCAAAAACGCCGAGUACAAGAUUGCUGGGUUCCCUGAUUUCAGCGCUGCUCUCACUGAUCUGAAGCAAUUUCAAUCCUCGCCGCCGCCGACCUAUGAAGUUUGCGUGCCCACCGGCAAUGGAGUGCUCGUUGUGAAAGAGUCGCUCAUACAAUUUUGGCGAUCCAAAGGGGCUGACUUUGCUGAUAAGUUCACCUCCUUGCUUGACAAGCACAAUGCUGAGUUUAAUCCGGAAGGAUUGAGGAGGGGGAGCGAGUCUGAGGUUCCAGAGGGAGAUGAAGAAGGACCACCGUCCAAGAGGCUUUGCCUUGGAACCAAGGCAACGAUGGGAGAGCUUGAGAUUCAGUGUCCAGAGGCAGAGAGGAUCACUUUGAAUGCUGGCAGCUUCUCGCUUCACCUCAAUGAGAAUGCAGGGCAGCUGUGGGUUGGGUGCAGCACUGCUGAGUAUACAGUGCCACAGCACACAGAACUUUUUGGGUUCGGCAGCGGAGACUUCCUCAAAGGCAGUGAAGCCCAAGAUGUCAUGACUGCCGAUGGUCGGUGGGUUCGGUACUUCAUGGACUCCAAUGAGGCUUUGAUCAUUCUUGAGAAGCAGCGGAAGACACCAGACCACUUGGAGAGCGCGACGUUCUUCAACAAGGUGAUGAGUCUCAACACUGUGCUCAAAAGCUUGGAGGAUGCGGCGGAGGUUGGGGUUCAGCUGGCAGAACAUCAGCUGACCAAAGACUCCGCGGGCAACUUUGGUGUGAAGCCUCUCGAUAACGUUUGUUUCACUCUCGAUGCUUUGAAGCCACGGAAGAGGGCCAAGGCCGCCAAUGCUUUGACGUUUGGGGCGAAGCUUGACAUGGCGAAGACGAGGCUUUCGCCCAACAUUAUCAUUGCUUGGCGCAUGAGGCUGCACAUGGAGACUGGCAACGGAAGCGUGAGCACCCAAUUG
Molecule: messenger RNA, 1518 nt
Organism: Cladocopium goreaui
Lineage: Eukaryota; Dinophyceae; Suessiales; Symbiodiniaceae
Source: the annotation of a GenBank genome assembly